ACUCCUGGAGUGUAUCUGCUGUGACAGACUAUCUCACAGCAGAUAAACUUCAGGAGUGCUGUCUGCGCUGGUACGGUAACGUCUUGCGUAGACCGGCAAAUUACAAACAAAUGUCUGGCUAUGCCGCUCCCGCCUGGCCCUGGCAGCAGGAGCAAACCCAAGAAAUGAGCUAUGGUUGAGCUACGCGAUGGCUAAUCCAUGCGUCAACUCGUGAACAGGUGCUGUCAGAGGGAACUGGUCAUCUCGUUUCUCAUAUAUUUUUAUAUCAAAAGACUUGCUGUAACCACAUGAGAUACCGAAUUGGUCGCCGCUCAUACUGAACUGCAUUGGAGAGAAUCGAUUUGGAUGUGCGAACGAAAAGAACUUUGAGUGCUCUGGUGUUAACAUGGAGCGACGGAUAGCUGGGAUCAUCUAUAUAUUGAUAACAUUCGCGCUUGUCAACGAAAUGUCAAUUAAUGUUCAGGCUAAAGACAACAAAAGGCGAACCAAAGAGAAGGGUGGCUUUCAAAAGAAUAUCUGUGACGUCAGCGACCGAGAAUCAAAAGUCCACUGCUACUGCGAAACAAGCAGAGAACCGAAAAAUGCGACCAAAGCGGAAUGCUGGGUUUUCAACGGCGGAAUACCAAGAAAUGACCUCAUCUGGCAAAGUUUCGCGUCCCAACCUACUCUGAAAACUUUGUCUUUCAAUGUCCGCGUCGAUGGCGCGCUCAGCUACGUACCGACAGAAGCGCUCCAAUACUUGAAAAACCUUAAAUCUAUUAACAUUAAAUACGGGACCAUCCCAGAGAUACAAUCUUACGCGUUUGCAAACUUAACCAAUUUGACCGAAGCGUUGCUUUCACAGAACGAAAUAGAAUCGCUGCGUCAGUACGCAUUUGCCCAUUUGCCAAACAUUACCCUGAUCAACUUGGACGAGAACAUGAUAGUGGAAAUCGGCACUGAUGUGUUUUACAAUAUGCCGAAACUGCACAAGUUAACGUUCACUAAGAACAACAUAUCGUCCAUAAAGGAUGGUGCAUUUCAACACACGUUCAAUUUACUAGAAUUGGACUUGAAUAAAAACAACAUAUUCCAUUUGAACCGUCGUACGUUUGAUGGAUUGGCUAACUUGAGGAAAUUGGAUCUGAGACGCAACCGUAUUUACAAUUUGACAGAGUUUACAUUCGCUGAGUUGUGGAAUCUUCAGGAGUUGCUGUUGGGGAAGAAUGACUUGAAGUAUAUAUCGGAAAGAGCGUUCGAUGGGUUGUCACAACUAGAGAAGUUAUCUUUGGAUGAUAAUAAACUGGCAGCCCUCCCUUCAGGAUUGUUCGCCGGUGUGAGGGGACUCACCUCCCUAGAUUUACGUUCCAACGAACUACACGCAUUAACUUUAGACGACAUCAAACCCAUAUUGGACAACUUGAAGCCACAGAACAGUAAUUUGCAGCUCGAAGAUAACAACUUCGUAUGCGACUGCAGACUCGAAUGGAUGCAUUCGUUGCGCAACGAAACAAGAAGCCAAAACACGAAGACUUCUUUAAACAAUGUAACCUGCAAAAUGGACCCGCCUAUAGUAAGCUCGGCUUACAACAAAAUGUCCGACGUCAUCGAAAACAAAAUUGAUUAUAACCAGGAGAUUCUUCAUGCCGGCAUAACUAUAGAAACUUUGAACGACAAAAUGAAUGUAACAGAAAAGAAAAUACUCAAAGAUGAUUUGAAUGACGAAAAUGAUAUUGACGCGCCUAGCAAGAAAGCUGUUAAAAGGAACGUUCUUAAAAUACCUCCAGGUACAUUGCCAUGUCCUAGAGAUAACCCAAAAACAACAGAGCCACCUCAGUUAAUAAUAGACCCAGUAGUCCCAAUACAAAAUGAAAUGAAGACAUUCAGAUUGCGCGAUUCUAACGCGGCCAAUAUACAUUGUAGGUACAAGUUAGUAUUACUUAGUUGUUUUGCAUUCUUCUUUACUUAGAUUUUUAAGUCAAUUCUGUGAAAACUAGUCGUUUAUGUAAGUGAAAAGACUUUAAGUAAGCCACCAAAGUUUAUUGUACGAAAUUAACGAGCACUUAAUUAUAAUUAAGCAAACAAUGAUGUGAUUAUUCACCGUAAAUGUUGUAAAUUACCGAAAUAUUAACAAGUGUAGACGAUGGGCUAUCGUAGAUGAACGGCAUAACCUAAUUGUAAAUAUUAACUGCCAGUGACUGCAAAAAGUUUGCUCGUGUGUUAUUUUUACCCUAUAACUUUUCUUUUUCGUUUUUGUUAAUCAAUGCUUUAUAUAUGCUGAUCAAAAAAGAAAAUUAGCAACUAACGCUACUGUAACCGAGCGUAAACAGUAUUAUUUUGUUAUAGGUUGCUUGCGUAUCGUAUUAAGACCAUUUGCAUUAUGGUCGAGGUGAAUACUACUUAUGAAAAUAUUUAUAUGGCCCGGUUACAUCUAAAUUUGUCAAGAAAUUGACUUUGAGUGGGUGAGUUGCACCGUCAAAUUUAAAGUUGAUUUAAACCGGCGUUUUAAUGCGUUUUACUGCACACGUUAAAGUUGACGGUGCAAACCACUCUUAAUGUACCUUUUAUUUUUUAAUUUAAGUAACUCUUUCAAGUAUUCGUUCACCAUACACUUAUUUAUGACCUUCAUCGAUCGCUCAUCCUCCAGCGCAAUAAAUAUUUUAUAGUAAUCGAUAAAAAUAAAAUUUUCAAUUUUAUGAUUCUGUAGUCUCGUUUGCAGUCGACAUAUGUCGUUUGUUUAAGAGCCCAGCUCCAUUGUUCCGUUACGUCGUCGUAGCACCUUACACUCCGUUAUUUUCCAUAGGUUUUGACAUCGACAUGCGUCGGCUUACGUCGAAACUUCAUACAAUUUUACGUUGACCCGUCGACGGACGUCAAAACAACGUAAAACGAUACGAUCAAGCAAUUUAGCCGCGCUUAUAGAAUCCUAAUAUUAUAAAUCGAUUUAUUUCAAUGAAUUUGAUUUGUAGGCUUAAGAUGAUAUUCGGUGUAACUUGUAAUUUUAGAGGUAUGAGCAGUUUUCUGUAAACUCUUUAAACAAUACGAGCGGAUCUCAAAUAAUUGUGAUGUUUCUUACUUUUAGAUAUAAUUAGAUAGCAAUAAGUUAGUGGCUCUAUAAUUUUCGAAUGUUCGACUGUAUACAUGCACGUACUCGAAUAAAAAAUAAAUUUUAAUGAAAAUAAGUUUUUGGUAUUUUAAGAUUAAAGUACAAAUUUUACUCAUUCGCAAGAAUUUUCCAAUAACAAAAGUGAAUAUUUGAAUUUUGUAUUUAGGUAAAAUUUAUAAAAAAAAAAACCAGAAUUAAAUGUAAUUCCUUAGUAUCGUGUAAAUCAGCUGCUGUGUGAAGCAAGAAUUUCGAAAUUAUUUCUAAAAUGUUUAAUUAUAAAAAACGCGUUUCAAAAUUUUUCUGGCUAUAAAUUACUUCCAUUUUUCCGAAAGCUCUUUAAAUAAUUGAUUUACUUAUGGCAUCUUAAAAGAGGGUAAAGCAUUUUUUUUAAAUAUGACUCAUCAUAUUAAUUCAAAAAGCCAGAGAGAAAACAAAAAGUAAUCUGUCGUGUUUUACGAUACAUUCUUGGGGAGAAAAGAACUUGUAACCAACCCCUAUUUCAUCCCCCGUUAAGCAAAUGAUGCCUGUAUCAGAUGCAAUUCUAUCUUGAAGUUUCUCAAUUAAGGAGAUUAGGUAAAAGAACAAAACUUUCCCCUUCAAUGGAUUUUAUGGCAGGCAGGUUUUCACAACAACAAUUAGGGUUAAACCUUCCAGUUUUUUUUUUAUUUAUGGCCUAAUAUUUUAAUAAGAGGGCACUCAGUUAGUUAUUUUGGUUAGUUAAUUUUGUGUAAAUAAUAAAUACUGAAUUUGUAAACGCAGAAAGUGAUACACAUUUAAAAUUCGGGGUAGUUAUAUAAUAUUGUUUACUGUUUUAAACAAAAAUUUAAUGGAAAUUGUUGUCUUUCUUGUAAAGAUGGCCAUACAAUUUCGAAUGUACAUGGAAGUGCCAAAGACGCAUGAAUGAAUAAAUGUAUGAAUGAAUGAAUCUUUAUUUGCUUCGGAAAAUGGUUAUUAUAGAUGGUUUAUUAAAAUAAUAAGAUUAGAGCAUGCCAAUAUACUUAUGUUUAAGAAAAAAUAUGAAAUUGCAUUAAUGUGAUUUGAGCGGUAAAAUUAUUAGAGUGUGAAACAUUGUUUUACCAGUCGAUGAAGUUAUAAUUUGGUCAUAGUCUUUAUUUCGCUCAUAAACAUACCUACUCAUGCUCGUGUUCGAAUUUUUUAAUAAAGAAAACUAUUUUUUUUUCUGUCAUUUAUUUAUUAUUCUGAUUUUUCAAUGAAUCCCAAAGUGUUAUACAAUAUAUUUCUGAUAAAAAUAAAAAAAAAGCAAAAAUUUGCAAAUAUUUUAAUGUUACACAUCAAUUAUAAUAAAAUUGAUUAUUGUGUAAAAUAUGAUGCCAAAAAAUUAUAUAUUAUAUGUUGCACACCUAAUUGUAUAAAUUUGCAUAUAUUUUUUUUUUUUAUUGUUAAAGAGACAAUUUUUCAGAGAGACUUUGUGUUUCAGACAGAUGUUGUGUAUGAUACAUAUUAAUUACGUUCGAUUUCACUUUAAAUUAUUAAAUAAUUAUAUUAACGUUAUGUAUCUACGUAACAUUUAUGAAUCCACUAAAUCUCUAAUUUCGCAUAUUUUGUAUCUAAUUUGUGUAUUCAAUUUGAAUAUUGUUAACAUUUAAUGAAAAUAAAUAUUUAAAACUGACAAUUGCCGGUAAUUAACAGCAUUUCCUUAAAUUAAAACUAAUUUUAAGCUAUGCUAUAUAUAUUAUAUAUAUAAUUUUAUGCCAAAAGCGACUGGUCAUUUACUGUAAAAUUAUACAAAAACUUAUAAUCAAACCGCUAAGCUAAUCACAAAUGAAUAAUGUAUUUUUUUUUACAAACUGAACAUAUGAAGUAUAUAUUAUGUCAUUAUUUGCAUAUUAAGGGAGGGUUGCUUCAGUCAAUUUUGAUGUUAAUUUAACCUGCGCAGAAAAGAACGCAAUUUUGUCUUAACGUCAGCGACGUGCAGGUCAAAGCUGACUGGUGUAACUCACUCUAAUUGUUAAGAAUACAUGACUGUUACCGAAUUGUCAUCUUAAUAAUAUCACCCCUAUUAAUAACUGUAUAAGGUAGCUUUUCGCACGAUAAUAUUAUACUUUUAAAUAUUUUUUGCAAUCAGGUAUUAAUUGAUUCAAUUAAAUUCCAAAAUAUGAAAUACAUUUUCAAAUUCACACAUUCUCUAUGUAUUUUCUCUCAUUAAGCUGGCGGCUACAGGAAAAUUCUCAUACCUCCAUUCCUUUAUGCCAUUGUAUAACGUUGUAUAAAGUAUUUUGACAAGGUGUUUUUGUAUGAAUAAAUACUGUGUAAAGUUUUA
This is a messenger RNA of Plodia interpunctella (Indianmeal moth), 5366 nucleotides long. It is a transcript of the gene Con, whose product is annotated as connectin-like. The record is from RefSeq and is a predicted model, not a curated record. Lineage: Eukaryota; Metazoa; Arthropoda; Insecta; Lepidoptera; Pyralidae. Gene Ontology annotation, molecular function: protein binding. Bases 386 to 1948 code for a protein of 520 amino acids. The transcript is spliced from 6 exons. Gene Ontology annotation, cellular component: extracellular matrix.